Penicillium cataractarum is the source of this 1833-nucleotide messenger RNA. Its product is annotated as alkyl/aryl-sulfatase. Gene Ontology annotation, molecular function: protein dimerization activity; linear primary-alkylsulfatase activity. The coding region runs from base 1 to 1833 and encodes 610 amino acids. NCBI's taxonomy places the organism in Eukaryota, Fungi, Ascomycota, Eurotiomycetes, Eurotiales, Aspergillaceae. The record is from RefSeq and is a predicted model, not a curated record. The transcript has a single exon. Gene Ontology annotation, biological process: dodecyl sulfate metabolic process.
AUGUCAAACCAACAGUUCCAACCCUCUUUUGCCGAUACAACCGACUUCGAAAAUGCGAAGCGGGGUUUCAUCGAUGCCCUCAGCCCAUGCAUCAUUCGAGCUGCCAGCGGCCGGGUAGUGUGGAAUAAUGACGAAUACAACUUCCUCGCUGGCGAAUGUCCGCCAACGGCCAACCCAAAGCUCUGGCGACAGGGCCAAUUGCUUAGCAUCCAGGGGCUCUUCAAGUCAGCGGAGGGAAUCUACCAAGUGCGGGGGUUUGAUCUUUCCAACAUGACGAUCGUCGAAGGAAAGGAGGGCGUCAUUGUGAUUGACCCACUGACUUCGGUCGAAACGGCCGCUGCGGCACUGGCAUUAUACCGCAAGCACCGUGGUGAUCGCAAAGUGACCGCAGUCAUCUAUUCUCAUUCGCAUAUUGAUCACUUUGGUGGUGCUCAGGGUAUACUCCCGGUCGCGAAGACACACUCGAUCCCGUUGAUCGCUCCCGAAGGGUUCAUGGAGGAGGCGACCAGUGAGAACCUGUAUCUCGGGAAUGCGAUGCGUCGACGUGCCGCAUACAUGUAUGGAAAUCGAAUUCCAAAGGGUCCUAAGGGACAAAUUGGCUGUGGACUUGGCAUGUGUGUUCCCAGCGGCGUCAAUUCUUUGGUUCCACCGAACAUGAUCAUUCGUGAAACCGGCGAAGAACGAGUGAUCGAUGGGGUCCGAAUCGUUUUCCAGAUGGUGCCCGAGUCGGAGGCCCCUUCAGAGAUGAACUUUUAUUUCCCUGACCAGCGAGCUUUGUAUAUCGCCGAGUGUGCCGUGCACUCGCUCCACAAUAUUAUCACCUUGCGUGGAGCCCAAGUUCGUGAUGCGAAGGGUUGGUCUCAGUAUCUGGAUGAGUCUCUGGUUCUUUUCGGCAAGGAAUCAGAGGUCAUGUUGGCUGGUCACGCCUGGCCUACCUGGGGCCAUGCAGAGAUUGCGAAAUUCAUUGGUGACCAACGAGACUUGUACGCCUACAUCCACGACCAAACAGUACGACUGAUGAAUCACGGCAUGACCGGUAUCGAGAUCGCAGAGCACUUGACUCUCCCGCCUUCUCUGCAAAAGUCCUGGUUUGCACAGGGAUUCUAUGGAUCUGUCAGUCACAACGUGAAAGGCAUUUACCAACGGUAUCUGGGCUGGUUCGACGGGAACCCUGCUCAUCUCUGGGAGCAUCCACCAAAGCAAAGUGCCAAACGAUAUAUUGAGUGCAUGGGGGGAAUCGACGAGGUUGUGCGAAAAGCAGAAGGAUUUGCCCAGGCUGGCGAUUUGCGAUUCGCAGCGACAUUGCUGGACCACGCCGUCACGUUUGACCCGUCACAUACUGGCGCGAAGAAAGCACUAGCGUCCGUCUUCACAAAACUCGGUUAUGGCUCGGAGAAUGGCACUUGGCGCAACUUCUAUCUCACGGGUGCUAUGGCCUUGCUUGCGGGGAACAGGCCCGAUCCUCGGCAGAGUAUGAGCACUGGACUGAGACCGGAACAAAGCGUUGAACAGUGGCUGACCCUGUUGUCCAUUCGCCUGGAUGGUGUCAAGGCAGCAGAGGAGUGUUUCUCUAUUGACUUCCAUGUAACAGAUGAACAGCGUUGGUGGCACGUGAACAUUAGCAAUGCCGCCUUGACAUACAGGAAUGCCGCCACCAAGGAAGAAUUGCACAGUGAAGCGAGUUUGACUUUGACUUUAACAAAAUCGGAGCUGUUACAGGUCUUGUCUGGGGGGAAUCCAGUGGGUGUCUCCUAUGAUGGGGAUAGGGACUUGGUCCAUAAGCUUCUCUCGUUAAUGGAGACGACGGAGAGCCCCGGGAAAACGCGGUUGUAG